AUGAGAAUUCAUGCAGGAGAUAAGCCAUAUUGCUGCUUUGAGUGUGGAGAACAAUUCUCUGGCUGUAGUUCUCUUCAGACACACAUUAAAACUCACACAGGAGAGAAUCUUUAUUGCUGUUCUGAAUGUGGAAAACAGUUCUCGGGCAGUAAUUACCUUCAGAAACACAUUAAAACUCACAUAGGAGAGAAGCCGUAUUGCUGUUGUGAAUGUGGCAAAAAGUUUUCACAGAGAACCAAUCUUCAGAGCCACCAAAGAAUUCACACAGGGGAGAAGCCAUUUUGCUGUUCUGCAUGUGGCAAAAAGUUUUCACAGAGAAGCCAUCUUAAGAGCCACCAAAGAAUUCACACAGGGGAGAAGCUAUAUUGUUGUUCUAAAUGUGGCAAAAACCACCUCGCACUUCCAUUUAUGAAGAGGAUGUGGCAGCUGUAG
This is a messenger RNA of Polypterus senegalus (gray bichir), 432 nucleotides long. RefSeq names its product gastrula zinc finger protein XlCGF9.1-like. The transcript is spliced from 2 exons. NCBI's taxonomy places the organism in Eukaryota, Metazoa, Chordata, Cladistia, Polypteriformes, Polypteridae. Bases 1 to 432 code for a protein of 143 amino acids. Gene Ontology annotation, biological process: regulation of transcription by RNA polymerase II. Gene Ontology annotation, molecular function: DNA-binding transcription factor activity, RNA polymerase II-specific; RNA polymerase II cis-regulatory region sequence-specific DNA binding. The record is from RefSeq and is a predicted model, not a curated record.